Molecule: messenger RNA, 4539 nt
Organism: Trametes versicolor FP-101664 SS1
Lineage: Eukaryota; Fungi; Basidiomycota; Agaricomycetes; Polyporales; Polyporaceae
Product: AAA-domain-containing protein
Exons: 11
Coding region: 56-3349 (1097 amino acids)
Cellular component (GO): mitochondrial outer membrane
Molecular function (GO): ATP hydrolysis activity; ATP binding
Source: RefSeq, a predicted model, not a curated record
CAUUUUCUCUGGCCCUGCUCUGCCUCGUGCUUGGCGGCCCUUUUGGUCUGUUUGGAUGCGGUAUCAUCUUCUAGCCCGUAAAACGCGGUCGUUGCUCAAGUCCUUGCCCAAAUACCCUCGUGCGCAAUUAUCCUCGACUCAGGCACUCCGCUACCCUCGGAAAGACCGCCCGUCCACGCAGCCCAUCCCCCGCUUCUCUCGACGUGCAAUCUCGUCAGAGACACCCGCACCGGAACACCCAGAAGCUACCAGCGCUACAGCGGCUGCAGCAGCCAGCCCUAGUGCUGAAGACCCACCUCCGUCGGAAGAUGUCGAAGAGAAGCCGAAACGCCGAACUCGCGUCUCGUCAGUGGCGGUCGCGCCGAAGUCUGAGGCCGACUCUGUAGCUCUUCCCCCGAACUUGGACAUCCUUUGGACGCCAGAAGAUGUGCCCGACGACCCGUCAUCGUCCAGCGCACCAAGCACCACCCUCCCGCCGCCGGAGAUAUUCAAUGAGGUGCUGCAUAACCUCCACAUCGUGCUGCAUCCUCAGACCCAGAACCGCGCGGCGUAUUCGUCUGGAGGGGCGCCGCUGGUCGAGCCGACGCUAGCUCUGUACUGUCCUAUAGAAGGCGGUGACUUCGUACUGGACGCGACCGUGCGAGAAAUGGCGCGGAGGACUGGUGCAGACGUGGUCGUCUUGGAUGCGGUUCAAUUAGCAGCGGGCGAAUGCGGACACUUUGGCAAAGCUGCCUCUGUGCUGCAGCUACCGAAUAACCCGCUCCAAUUCCCCUCGUCUCAAAGGGAGCCUACACGUCCAAAUUCCCAGCGGGAGAACGAAGACGACGACGAACAGCCGUCUUCAGGUUUCAGCAUGUCUCCAAUGACCGUCCAUGUCAUGGCCUCGAUGCCAAGGCGGCCGUCUCGACUCAUUGAACCUUCAAGGAGUGUGCCCAUGGCGCGCCUGAAGGGUUUCUUCGACGAAAUCGUUAACCUUCGCCCUGCUUCUACCGGAGACGGCGAAGAGCCGUCAAGUUUGCCGGCAAGGCGUCCCCGCAUAAUAUAUGUGAGGGAUUACCCCACGCUAGCCGCUUCUUCGUCUGCGUGGUACCCUGCGCUGCUCGCUGCUGUCAGGCAACGCCGACAAGGCCCUAUAUCCCGACCCAACUCUCCGGUGGUCAACCCUACCGCAAUUGUCUUCGGUAUCACACCCUCCUUCAUGGUACCGGAGCCAUUAUCUUCCACGCCUUCGCCCGGCUUGCAGGGUGUCAAUCUCGUGUCUUCGAAGUCACCAGACAGCCAACAGACGUCUUCCAACCUGAAGUCGCCUCACAAGCCUGAGUUUGGCGAAGAUAGCGGCAGCGAGAAAGCCCGGGAGAAACGUGUUCAGCGGCGGUUGAAACGGUGGGCUCGGGGCAUAUCCGAGGACGUUCCCCGGCUGCAUCCGGCGAGUGAAGACAUGCAUGACAGUGACGGUUCUAGGGGACGUCCGAGCGUCGUCGUGCUGGGUCAGGAGGGCUUCUCGGGCCUGUCUCCGUUCCUGGGCCACUCAUUAUCUCGCGCGCUCGCGGGACGCAGCCAGGGGACCCCAGAAUCAGACAACCGGCUUGGUUUCUUCCGCGCCUCGCUCGUCUUCCCGACCCUGCGGUCGCUACCGCAGGAGCGGGACGCCCGCAUGAGCCGGCGGCGGGAGGUCAACCAGCUCGCGAUGCGCAUGGCCGUCGCGCAGGUGGGCGGCACCCUUGGCGAGCUGGAGGACGUCCCUGAGCUCGAGCAGUCCGCUUUGGACGGCGAUGAUCACGACCGGGCGAAGGCCCAGCUGUGGGAGCGCUGGGGGCAGACUGUGGAAGUCUGGCAGAAUGUGCAGCGUAUCGCGGACAGGGCGGUCGGGAGCGUUGUGGCCGCGAGCCUGGCGUACCUCCCGUCCAACCGCUCGCUCGAACCCACGCCUGUCCCGUGGCCCGCGGUUUUCGACGCCUGGGCCGCCGAUAGGUCGUCGCAGGACAUGUGGAAGACGCUGUUCUCUACGCCCCCGUCUGGGAAACUUCACCGCGAGAACGAGGAGGAAGAACGGGCCGAAGUCGAGGACGAGGCGGACGUCGACGAAAUCAUCGAGAAGCUCAGGCGAAAUCCUGAUUUGGACGAGCACGAGCAGAGGCUAUUGGGCUGUAUUGUCGACACGGCGUCUAUUACGACCACCUUCAACCAGGUGCACCUGCCGCCGCAUACAAUCGACUCUAUACGGACGAUGGUGUCUCUGCCGUUGCUCCAUCCGAGCGCAUUCCAGCAGGGCAUCCUCAAGGAACACAGCAUGACAGGCUGCCUUCUCUUCGGUCCUCCAGGAACCGGUAAGACGUUAGUCGUCCGCGCGCUCGCCAAGGAGGCCGGAUGCAGGAUGCUUGUCGUCUCUCCCUCGGACAUCAUGGACAUGUACGUCGGCGAAGGCGAGAAGCUCGUCCGCGCGGUGUUUUCGCUCGCACGCCGCCUGUCACCCUGCGUGGUCUUCGUUGACGAGCUUGAUGCCUUGUUCGGGGCGCGCCUCUCGAGGGAAUCCGGCAGCUCGCUUGCGCAUCGCGGGGUGAUCACUGAGUUCAUGCAGGAGAUGGACGGCCUCAAGUCCUCCAAGGAGAGCAACGUGAUCGUCAUCGGCGCGACGAACCGUCCGUUCGACCUCGACGACGCCGUCCUCCGCCGCCUGCCCCGCCGGCUCCUCGUCGACCUCCCCGGCGAGAAGGAGCGCGCAGAGAUCCUCAAGAUCCUCCUCCGCGACGAGACGCUUGCAGAUGACGUCGACCUGCAAGUGCUCGCGCGGAAGACCGAGAGUUUCUCCGGCUCGGACCUGAAGCACUUGUGUGUGAGCGCCGCGCUCGAUGCGGUCAAAGAGCGGGUCACCGUGCCCUGGCGGCCGUCCCCGCCCGUCGCACCGGCCGCAGAACCCGAAGCGGCAGCGGUCUCCACCUUCGCUUCGACAGAAACAGCCCCCGAGCCCGAGACCACGCCCCUAGCGGCGGAGAGCACCGCAGAGAAGCCUGCUGUUGAGACUGCGUCUGCGGCAAGCCAGGAGGAGGGGGCGGCUUCUGGGGCCCCUUACGCCCGCUCGCUCUAUUGGCGCAACUUCGAGCAGGCCCUGAAAGAAAUCACGCCGUCCGCAUCAGAAGCCCUGGGCACGCUGUCGGAGUUGCGCAAGUGGAACGACGAGUUCGGCGAGGGCCGCAGAGCGAAGAAGCGGCAGGUGUGGGGCAAGGACCGCUUUGGGUUCACGGUGCCCGCCGUCGUCGAGGCCCUCCCGCCGGUGGAGGUGCAGGUCGAUGUUGCGCCUGCAGCCGCAAACACAAACACGACCUCCCCGGAGACUGCUGCACGCGGGUGAUAUAUACUAGAGGGACCAUAUAUGCUUGGGACACGACUAUACGUAGAUACAAUAUAAUGACGGCGUCUGGUGUACAGCAAGGGAAGGUGGAGACCGGGACUUCUCGUCAGCGUCGGGACGACCUGCGCCUCUGCGUCUGCGGCGGCGGCGACUCCUCCUGCUCUUCGGCCUCCUCCUCGCUCUCCUCGCGCGCGGCCUUCCGCUUGCCCUUGCCCUUCUUCUGGGUCGCUGCGGGCUGGCUCUGAGAAGGCUCCGGCUCCGCGUCGUCGCCGUUCUCGUAAUCCCGCUCCUCUUCGUCCUCUUCAUCAUCAUCGUCGUCGUCGUCCCCGGUGGACUUCCUGGGUGCGCGGCGCUGGUUCAGGUCCUGGCCCUCCCUGUACGCGGCCUCGCCGACGGGCCGGAGUUUGGUGAGGUUGGCCUCGGCCCAGCUCUGGCUGCAUGACGGGCACUGGUGGUGUCGCCGCUUGAAGUUGUUGAAACAGUGCGUGUGCAUCCGCGUUUUGCAUUGGUUCGUGUAGCAUGCGAUUCCACGCGUGACGAGCUCCAUGCAGAUCGUGCAGUCUAGAAGCUCGCCCUCGUACGUGUUGCGCAGGUAAAUCUGGAGCUCCAGAACGGUACGCGUCGAGAGGGAGUAGCGUCCCAGCUUGCUCUUCAGGAGCCAGCCGCGCGCGACAAAGCUGCUGAGCGUGGUCUCGGCCUGCGUCUUUGUCAUAUUUGUUUUGAGCGAGUUCACCUCGCGGAGGCACGCCAUAGCGGAGACGCAGAAGGAUUCGUUCGGCGCGAGCAUGAUUUGUUCAAGCACUGCUUUGAAGUACGCGAUCUCAGUGGGAGUAUACUCCGUCGCUAGCUGCGCGAUCUCGUCGCCUUUGCGGUUAACCACAGCAUACAUCUCCUUCCCGCUGACUUCAUCGUGCAGAUGCGCAAACUCGAGGUCGAUCGGGUUCAACGCCUCGUUCACGCUCGUCACGAAGUUGUCCCACGAGUUCCUGUCCGCGCGGUACUCGAUGUCGACCGUCUCGUUCGCCUCUUUGACGCCGUCGAUGCACUUCUCCCAGAUCUUCGCGGCGAGCUUCUGGGAGAGGAUGCGGCGGGAGAGGAUGGCCUGGAGGAAGAGGCGUUGGACGUCGGCGGAGGAGACACCCAUCGUGCGUGCACUUCAAAGUACUUUGCGGGCGAGGAUGGCGGUCGCG